Molecule: messenger RNA, 324 nt
Organism: Brenthis ino (lesser marbled fritillary)
Lineage: Eukaryota; Metazoa; Arthropoda; Insecta; Lepidoptera; Nymphalidae
Source: the annotation of a GenBank genome assembly
AUGGGACGACUACUCGACACGACCGGUGAGAGUAAAGGCGCAGGACCGACGGCUUUACGUGCUCUCCGAGGCACAGGGGUGAAACACCGCCAACUUCCCAACUCCGGGCUGUUACUGAGGCUUACUAUACAGAAAGACUCACUAACUAAACUUGGCCCGACCCUGGACUCGAACCCAGGACCUCCGGGUGUACAGCCGUACAUGCUAGCUACUACACCACCGAUGCAGUUUCAGAAUUCAUAUUACUUUAUUUCGAUACAAUCAUACUGCGGCACGUCGUGGCAAACCGCGAGUCACACCAAAGGGUCCUUCGGGCUGCCGAAA